This is a messenger RNA of Lachancea lanzarotensis, 1953 nucleotides long. It is a transcript of the gene SSA3, whose product is annotated as LALA0S01e06568g1_1. The transcript has a single exon. Bases 1 to 1953 code for a protein of 650 amino acids. The record is from RefSeq and is a predicted model, not a curated record. Gene Ontology annotation, molecular function: ATP hydrolysis activity; ATP binding; misfolded protein binding. Gene Ontology annotation, cellular component: cytosol; cytoplasm; plasma membrane. Lineage: Eukaryota; Fungi; Ascomycota; Saccharomycetes; Saccharomycetales; Saccharomycetaceae. Gene Ontology annotation, biological process: cellular response to unfolded protein; SRP-dependent cotranslational protein targeting to membrane, translocation; protein refolding.
AUGUCUAAGGCUAUCGGAAUAGAUUUAGGUACUACGUAUUCGUGCGUAGCACACUUCACGAACGACCGGGUGGAGAUCAUUGCGAACGACCAGGGUAACCGGACAACGCCUUCGUACGUAGCGUUCACCGACACUGAGCGGCUCAUCGGAGAUGCCGCCAAAAACCAAGCUGCCAUCAACCCUAGAAACACGGUGUUUGACGCCAAGCGGCUGAUCGGACGUCGGUUCGACGAUGAAGAAGUGACAACGGACGCCAAGCAUUUCCCGUUCAAAGUGGUGUCCCGGGACGGCAAGCCGCACGUGGAGGUGGAGUACAAGGGCGAGACCAAAGUCUUCUCACCCGAGGAAAUCUCAGCCAUGGUGCUGGGCAAGAUGCGUGAGACCGCAGAGGGCUACCUGGGCGGAUCCGUGUCAGACGCCGUGGUCACCGUCCCCGCUUAUUUCAACGACUCCCAGCGACAAGCUACCAAGGACGCAGGGACCAUCGCAGGACUUAACGUCCUGCGUAUCAUCAACGAGCCCACUGCAGCCGCAAUUGCUUAUGGUCUCGACAAGAAGGGCCGUGAGGAGCACAAUGUGCUAAUUUUUGACUUGGGUGGUGGUACUUUUGAUGUUUCGCUGCUUUCGAUCGACGAAGGUAUUUUCGAAGUCAAGGCUACUGCUGGUAAUACGCAUUUGGGUGGUGAAGAUUUCGACAACCGUUUGGUGAACCAUUUGGCGGCUGAGUUCCAGCGUAAAAACAAAAAGGACUUAACCAACAACCAGCGGUCGUUGCGUCGUUUGCGGACAGCCGCAGAACGUGCCAAGCGCGCACUGUCAUCGUCGGCACAGACGUCCAUUGAAAUCGACUCUCUUUUCGAGGGAUGUGAUUUCUAUACUUCUUUGACCAGAGCACGUUUCGAAGAAUUGUGCGCUGACCUUUUCCGCUCCACAUUGGACCCCGUGGAAAAGGUCUUGAGAGACGCUAAGCUCGACAAGUCGCAAGUAGAUGAAAUUGUGCUUGUAGGAGGCUCAACUCGUAUCCCUAAAGUUCAAAAGCUCGUUACCGACUUUUUUAAUGGAAAAGAGCCAAACCGGUCCAUCAACCCAGAUGAGGCGGUUGCGUAUGGUGCAGCCGUGCAAGCUGCCAUCUUGACUGGUGACCAGUCCUCCAAGACUCAGGACUUGCUAUUGUUAGACGUGGCUCCUUUGUCGCUAGGUAUUGAAACGGCAGGCGGUAUCAUGACCAAGCUGAUCCCCAGAAACUCUACCAUUCCUACUAAAAAAUCCGAGACGUUUUCCACGUAUGCUGAUAACCAACCUGGUGUAUUGAUCCAAGUUUUUGAAGGUGAAAGAACGAGGACUAAGGACAACAAUUUGCUGGGUAAAUUUGAGCUCAGCGGCAUCCCUCCUGCGCCUCGUGGUGUGCCUCAGAUUGAAGUUUCGUUUGAUUUAGAUGCAAAUGGUAUUUUGAAUGUGCAUGCGUUGGAAAAGGGCACUGGUAAAUCCAGUAAAAUCACAAUCACCAAUGAUAAGGGACGGUUGUCGAAAGAAGAUAUUGAGAGAAUGGUGUCGGACGCCGAAAAAUUCAAAGCCGAGGAUGAAAGUGAAGCCGAGAGAGUUCAGACCAAAAACUCGUUGGAGGCGUAUGCUUUCAGUUUGAAGAAUACCUUGAACGAAGCUGCUUUCGAGGAAAAAGUGGGAGAUGCUGACUACACUAAGCUCAAGACCUUUGUGGAAGAGACUAUUACAUGGCUUGACUCUUCACAAUCGGCUUCCACGGACGAGUACAAGGAUAAACAAAAGGAAGUGGAAGAGGUUGCAAAUCCAAUAAUGACCAAGUUUUACCAAUCUGGUGGAGCUCCUGGCGGUGCUCCUGGAGGUGUUCCUGGUGGUGCACCACCAGGUGGUGCCCCCGGUGGUGGAGCAGCUCAUGGAGGAGACUCUGGUCCAACGGUUGAGGAAGUCGACUAA